AUGCCACCUCCUCUCCGCCUCUUCUUCCUCCUCUUCCUUACCCCCAUGGGAGUCAGGCCCCAGAAAUCACAGCUGGUGGAAGCUAAAGAGGGAGGCAGUGCUGUGCUGCCGUGCCCCGAGGUCUCCUCAGACGGUCCCCUCAAUCAGCUGGCAUGGUAUCGGGAAUGCCAGCCAGCACGUUCAUUACUGCUGAGCCCAGGGCCGCCAGGCCCGGGUGUCCUGCUGCUCAUCUCCAACAUUUCUGACCAGAUGGGGGGCUUCUACCUGUGCCAACAGGGGCCCCCUUCCAAGCAGGUCGGGCAGCCUGGCUGGGCAGUCAGCGUGAAUGGCAGCGGGGAGCUGUUCCGAUGGAACACUUCAAAUAUAGAUGACCCACGCUGUGACAUGGGGAAUAGGUCCUCAGAGGACCCCAGGCCCUCUUCUGGUCACCUCCCAAGCUCCCAGCUGUAUGUGCGGACCAAAGACCACCCUGAGAUUUGGGAGACAGACCCUGCAUGUGUCCCACCUAAGGGCAGCUCAGACCAGGGCCUCGACCAAGACCUCAUGGUUGAGCCUGGCUCCACUCUCUGUCUGCCCUGUGAGGUGCAUUCUGCCUCCAUGGCCAGAGGACCCAUCUCCUGGAUCUACGUGCACCCCAAGAAGCCUAACAUCUCAUUACUGACCCUAAACCUGAGCGAGGAUGCUCCAGUCAGAAAGAUGUGGGUCUUGGACACCCUCAGGGGAGGGGCUAUUCUGUGGCUGCAACGGGCCACAGCUAGAGAUGCUGGCAAAUAUUAUUGUUACCACGGCAACACGACCAUUGAAAUGCAGCUGAAGGUUACCCCCCUGUCAGCAGUACGGCAUUUGCUGCUGGAGGCUGGUGGCUGGAGAAUCCCUGUUACAACUUUAGUUUAUAUGAUCUUCUGCAUGAGUUUCCUUGUGGGCUUUCUUUAUCUUCGAAGAGCUCUGGUCCUGAGGAGGAAAAGAGACCGAAUGACUGAUCCCGCCAGAAGGUUCUUCAAAGUGACGCCUCCCCCGGGAAACGGGGCCAACCAGUACGGGAACGUGCUCUCCCUUUCCACACCCACCGUGGGCGCGGGACGCUCCCUGCAGUGGGCGGCAGGUUUGGGGGCCGCCGUCCAGUCCCAAGGAAACCCGUGCAGAGACGUUCGGGCUGGUGCCUCGGGGUCCCGGAGCCAGGCAGAAGCUGGCCCAGAAGAAGGGGAGGCUUAUGAGGAGCCGGACAGUGAGGACGGCUCGGAGUUCUACGAAAAUGACUCCAACCUUGGGCAGGAUCAGCUCUCCCGGGAUGGCAGCGGCUAUGAGAACCCUGACGACGAGGUCUUGGGUCCUGAGGAUGAAGACUCCUUCUCCAAUGCAUCUGAAUCAUAUGAGAAUGAGGAUGAAGAGGUGGCCCAGCCAGUCGCUAAGACAAAAGACUUCCUGAGCCCCCAUGGGACAGCCUGGGACCCCAGCCGGGAGGCAACAUCCCUUGGGUCCCAGUCCUAUGAGGAUAUGAGAGGGAUCCUGUAUGCAGCGCCCCAGCUCCGCUCCUUUCGGGCCCAGCCUAGUCCCAGUCAUGAGGAAGAUGCAGAUUCUUAUGAGAACAUGGACAAUCCUGAUGGUCCAGAACCAACAUGGGGAGGAGGGGGCCACAUGGGGACCUGGAGCACCCGGUGAUUCCCUUCAGCCUGGGCCUCCUCGGGCUCCUGAGAUCCACACCUGACUGAAAUUUGGUGACCCAAAG
Pteronotus mesoamericanus is the source of this 1726-nucleotide messenger RNA. RefSeq names its product CD19 molecule (gene CD19). The record is from RefSeq and is a predicted model, not a curated record. Gene Ontology annotation, biological process: B cell receptor signaling pathway; B cell proliferation involved in immune response; regulation of B cell activation. Gene Ontology annotation, cellular component: external side of plasma membrane. Lineage: Eukaryota; Metazoa; Chordata; Mammalia; Chiroptera; Mormoopidae.